This is a messenger RNA of Carya illinoinensis, 8157 nucleotides long. Its product is annotated as protein FAR-RED ELONGATED HYPOCOTYL 3-like. Lineage: Eukaryota; Viridiplantae; Streptophyta; Magnoliopsida; Fagales; Juglandaceae. The transcript has 3 exons. The coding region runs from base 6636 to 7313 and encodes 225 amino acids. Gene Ontology annotation, molecular function: zinc ion binding. The record is from RefSeq and is a predicted model, not a curated record.
GCCAAGUCCAUAAUUUAGCUAGAAUGGUAACUUGCAAGUCUAAAAUACAUUUCUAGAUAUAUUAGUCCACAUUGGACUAGCUAUCUUAAAGUCCAAUUAAUAAUAAAAUAUUAUAUAUUUUAAUAAUAUUAAUUUUUUUUCCCAAGUGGCAGAGUUCGACUACUGCCAUUUCAAGAUUGUGGUCUACCAAAUACACUUGAUUUCCCCAACUACAGACCAAGAAUUGAUAAACACAUUGAAGAAAAAUAAAAUAGACAAACAAGCCUCCAUCUACAACAAUGUCAAGCAACAACCCCAAAUCUUAUGAUCAAGCAACGUCAAGAUGAGGCAUCAGGGUCUAAGCACCAACAGAUUUGACAUAUAACCAAGAAUCUCGCCCAAAUGCAAGAAAAAAUAAAAACAAUAAUGCCAACCGUUUACCAUUUCAUCUACAAAACAAAAAAAAAAAAAAAACCAAAAACAUUGUAUUCAUGCGAACAUAUGAUACCUGUAGUGGGAGAUUCGUGGAGGAAGAGACUUCGGCGUGGGACGGGUAUCAAAAGCCGAUGCUUUUGAUUCGACCUGGCUGGGAAAAUAAGGGCACGAAAUGGAUGAAAAAACAAGACAUUUCAGGAGGCAAUCGGAGAAGAGGGAGAGAAGAGUUUGGAGUUUCGUUCGAAGUAUUCAACAGAGAAGAGGGAGAGAAGAGCGAGGAAGAGAGAGGAAGAGCGACUUACAUUAGCGCUCGGAGACGAUGGCGUCUGCUGGAGGAGGCGAUCGUUGGACUUGAUUCAAGGCGGCGGCUGAAGAAGAAGGGCGAAUGCUCAGCAGUUUGGGAGAAAGAAAGAAAAAGUGAAUCUGUUGGGGAGAAAUGAGAAACCGAGGGAAAGGGGAGAGAGCGGGUGAAAGAAAAAGAAUAAAAAAAUUCAUAGACUCAGAACAGUUGCUCUCCAGACAUGGAGAGCACCUUACAUUUACUGUACCUUUUAUGUCAAACUUUUUGGUUUUCGCUAGGCCAUUGCAGACCAAAAACGCUUCCAACAACCUUUAUUUUGGACUUGCAAUUGGCAAUAGCGAGGCCAUUGCCGAUGCUCUAACAGGUCAGACUUGAGUCUAAGACAAUAAAGUAGUGCAUGAUUGAUAUCCUCCUCCUCCUCCAUGUUACACCAUUUGCAUCUUACAUCUGUCAGCACCUUCUUUGCUUGCAAGUUCUUAAGAGUUGGCAAGCCAUUUUGACAUACUCUUGAUGAAGUACUAAAACUACAUAAUUAAGUUAUUUAAGUGAAUAAAUUGUUUAACUAAAAAUGAUUUGUACUUAAUCAUGUAAUAGAUUAUGAUACUUAAGUCAAUUGAUAAAUUCUAAUAUUUUUGUACUUAAAAAGAUUUAUAAUGCAAUUGUUUCACAUUAAAAUAAAUAUUUCAAUUUUACUCUUCUCAUAUCAUAUUUAUACGCUGCAGGUUAAUUAUUUUUAAAAAGACAUACAUGAGUUGCUGCCAUCCCUUUUGAGUAUAGAGAAAUAUUAUAAUAAAUGGAUAUUCUUGACAAGUUACGAAUAAAUGCAAAAGGAGUCUACUGCAAGCUGCAACAGAGGCAUGUCUCACGGCAUGUCUCACACUAGACACUCACGCACAGAAAGGGAACACAGGGGGCACUAGGACACAGCAGAGGAAACGGCGUGGCCUUAAGGGAGGAGAGCCAAUCACGUAUGGACAGGAGAGCAGGACCAAAAAGCAGAGAAAAAUGGCAUCUUUAAUUUUAUUUUCUUUUUCGCUUUUUUUUUAGUCUUUUUUUCGUUCAGACCUGGGAGGCGUCUGCUUAGAGCGACGGAACUCACUCUUUUUUUUUAGUAUUAUUAUUUUGGGUUGCUUUAGUUCUUAGCAUUUUUCUUUCCUUUCGGUUCAGACCCUUGAGGCCGCUGCAAAGAUUUAUUUUUUUUACUUUUUCGUUUUCGUUAGGUAGACGGACGGAAGCUGAGGCUCUCUCUCAUUUGGAGUUUUUAUUUUUAUUUUUUCAUUUCAUUUUAUUGCUUGUUCAUUCUUAGUGGGGUUGACACUUACAGACUAUUGCUUUUCAUCAUUUCAUUUUAUUUUUUCUGUAGUUUUAUCUUCUGCAUCGGCUUGUUUUUUUUUCUUUUCGGCAGUUUAGUUUCUUUUUCAUUUUUCUUCAGGCGGCAGCUGGUUUUUAUUUUCCUUUGGAGGUUUCAAUUUUUCAUUUUGGGGAGAAAUGGCGUGGAGUCGAUGGAAGCUCUCUCUCUCCCUCCGGUUUUGUUUUUUUCAUUCUUAGUUUUUUUUCCGUUAGUUCAUAGGGGCUGGGUCGGUUUCAUUUUAUUUCUUUUCUGUUUUUUUUUUUUUUUUCGUUUGGGCGGCAUCUGCUCCAUCCUUUUGCUUUCCAUAGCCUUUUUUUUUUUCCUUUCAUUCGGUUUCAGUUUUAUUUUACUUUAGUUCUCCUGUGUGUAGCAUCAGUUAUUCUCUCUCCUAGGAUUUAUCUCAUUUCGUUUAUUCUCAGAUUUUAUUCUAUUCAGCAUUUUUUAUUUUUCAUACAACAACUCGUAAUGUUAAGAUUCAUCAUUUGUGAAUAUUUUGCUAAUUUAGAAAUGAUAGGCUAGAUUUUUGGGUUUGGGAUUCAAUGAGUAACCUAUGACUAUUUUGGAGUGGAUUUUCUUCAAUGUUAUGUGAUUUCAAUGAUUAACUUAUUAGAUGAUAUUUCAGUUUACAUUUAGAAAGGAUUGAAGUUCUUUGUUCUUGAUUUAGAUUAGUUGUAGACGUAAAGGCACAAGAGUUCAUCUACACAACCACCCACUAUUCACGCAACCCCCGCACUCCAGCCUACGUGGCUUUUGUUUUUUUUUUUUAAAAUUCAAAACGGCAGCGUUUUGGUCAUGGGUUAUGAUUCAAUUUCCCCCCCUAACAUCCUCCCCGCGCAUUCUUCUUCAGUUGCUUCUUUAGAAAGCUUCCUCGGCGUUCUCUCCAAACUCGCCCUGCUGUUGUUCUUUCGCCGGCGUCACCCUCUGGCCAGCCCGUGCGGCUCCUUCACUCCGAAACUGAGUAGCUCCAAGACGCUGGCAAUGUGGGUCAUGAUUUCGGCACCGUGUAAGAAAAAGAUCAUCUCUACUCUGUCCAUUUCCGUACGACGUCUCUAGCUUCCAUUCCUGCACGGGUUCAUGUCUUCCGCUGUUCUUGUAGCUGGAGAGAGCCACCCUUUGUCGUCUUACAAGGGUAAGAAAUUAAAAGAAAGGGUUUUUAUUUGAAUAUUUUGGUUUCAUCACUCCAUUUUUAGCAUUACUCUGAUUUUGUGUUUAUUCCUGAUAUGGAUCUGCAGACCGAUGUUUGUUGGACCUGUGUUUUGUUGGGUUUUUUUGGGUUGUUGAUUUUGUAUGUAUGGAACUGAUUUUUUGCCAUUGAUUUUUUGGUUGUUGAUAUCAUUUGAACUCCACGUUGAAAUCGUAUUCCCAAGCCUCCCUUUUUCUCUCCCUCUUCACUCCGAUUCUCUCCAAUUUCUGGUCAUGGUGUCCCAUUUGUUUCCCACUUCUAGUGAUGAUGGAGCUGGAGUCCCUUCAACAAGUGAUUAGAGUGGUAGCUCAUAAUAAGACUGGUAGUUAGUCCACGAUUCUUUCAUUCUUGGACAUUACUUUUUUUUUUUUUUUUUAGUUUAUUGCAUUAGCGUCUGUAAAUAUACGUUUUUUUUUUUUUUUUUCUAUUUAUUGGAUGGAGGGUAGGGUCUCUUUUGUCUUGCCAAUUCGAGGGAGUCUAUUUCGAGUUACCCCAUCAAAACAUAAUUGUAGUUGAAGAAGUCUCGACAAAUUGACUGUAGUGUAUUAUGUCCAGCACCUUUUAAAUUAGCUCAUCCCCAACAUAAAAGCUUCAAGCAUUGAGCCAGUUAAUUUUUGGAAAAAAAAAAAAAGAUCAUAAAGAAAUUUCAAACAUUAGGAAAUGAGAAGGAAGGAUACGACCAACCCAAAAAAAGAAACACAACUUGGUUCGAUGAAACUUGGUUGAAUAUUCCAACUUCUCAACAUACAUGAACUACAGAAGAAAGUAGAGAGGAAAGUCUGAAAAACAACAGAUGAAUAUUUUUAGCUUCCAUCUUUUGCAUACCCACUUGUUUCUUCAGCAAGCUUCUCCCACACGUUUGCCAUUUUCUCUGCAUAUCCAGCAUGUUUAUGUAAUAUCAUUUGAUUAAAAAUUUUAAAAUCAAGUGUCAACGGUAGAAGAACAUGUUAUGUGUAUUUUUCUAAAAUACAUGUCAUGAUUAGUUAUAGUUAUUGAUCUAUAACAUAUUCAAUGGUUUUCUAUAUCGAUUACUUAAACAGAAAGUCGGUUAAAAUUCAUCGUACCAAAGAAAAUGACUGAAGAUGACCAAAUAUAAAUUGAAUGACAACAAUUUUCUAUUCUAGAUAGAUCUCUUGAACUACAGUUCUCUUGAACUACAUCUUCAUCUAUAGCCAUGCAGCCUUGUGAGGUUUCAGCCCACUAGAUAAGCUUUGCCCACUAAAUUUGGGUGUAGUAGAUGCUGUACUAGAGUUGAAAGAGCUCCUCAAAUCCGGUGAUGGGUGAAGAGGAAACUGGUAGGCCAGCCAUGCCUUCUACAUCGACCCAGGUAUGAUACAAGAAUUGGAAAUUUGUCAACUCAAAUGCUGGUACGGACUGUAGCUUUAAUUUAAUGCAAGUUAUGUAUAUAUAUUGUAGGGAUAUCAUGGUACUGGAAAUCCAUAUAACCCGCCAUAUAUGAUGCCUACAUAUCCAAAUCCAUAUCCGUAUACUUGGGGUAGCCAGGUCAUAUUAUUUUGUAUAUUCAAUGUUUCGUUUUAUUUUAUAUUGUUGUCGGUAUUGUUUUUUUGCCUUCAUGGGUUUGACUCAUUGUAAUGGAGUGGGUAAUUGCAACAUUUGGCAAUGCCACCCUUUGGGCCAACCAUGCCAUACCCUCUGUCGACUAAUCCGGAGGAGCCGAGACUAGGUGAAGAUACAACGCAGGUUGUUAUUUAAGGUCAUUUAUUUUAUGGUUUUUCUUGUACCUCCGUAUUUUCCUUAAUAAAUAAAACAAUAUUCAAAAUAUAGCAUUCAUCCAUGCCACAUGACGAACCAACUAUGCCAUUUAGUGUCGAAAGUGAGAAGAAUAUUGGAGAUACAUUUUUAUGUAUAUCAUAUUAACAUCUAUUGUAUAUAAUAAAAAUCUUGCUUCCUAACCUUCUUGCAUUUCCUUUUUAGAAACUUCACUUGAAAAAACUUUAUCCCCAAAUGUGGAGGAUCAGUUUGAAGUAUCAGAUGAAGAUAAUAAAGUUGAGCCUCCGAAAGCUGGUAUGAAAUUUGGGUCUGAUAAAGAGGUUUUAUUCUAUUACAAACGAUAUGCCAAACAAGAGGGUUUUGGGGUUAUUAUAAGAAGGACGAAGAGAGAUAUAGAUGGGAAUGCAAAGUAUGUGACGAUUGCUUGUGCACGUGGCGGCAGGUACUAUCCAUGCCAUAGUAACUUAUCAAAGCCACGACCAACGACAAAAACGGAUUGUAAGGCGAAUGUUAAUGCUCGCCUAGUGAAUGGAGAAUGGGUGGUGACCAGUGUCGAGCUUGUUCACAAUCAUAGUAUUGUUAGCCCUAAAAAAGAAAGAUUUUUUAGAUCUCACAAAAAUUUUGAUUAAUAUAGUCAGAGGAUGCUCGACUUGAAUGAUAGAGCAGGUAUUCGGAUGCAUAAAAAUUUCAACGCACUUGUGACUGAUGUCGGGGGGUAUGAGAACUUAGAUUUCCAAGAGAAAGAUUGUAGAAAUUUUAUUGACAGAGCUCGACAUUUGAGAAUGGGUAAAGGAGGUGGGGAAGCACUGAAUGACUAUUAAGAGAAUGAGGAAAAUGAAUGAUGGCUUUAUGUUCGUCAUGGAUGUGGAUGAUGAGUUUAGAGUUAGGAAUGUUUUUUGAGCUGACGCAAGAAGUCGAGCUGCGUAUGAGUAUUUUGGUGAUGUGAUCACGUUCGAUACGACAUACCUCACAAAUAGGUACGGAAUGCCAUUUGCUUCCUUCGUUGGUGUCAACCAUCCCAGACAAUCCAUACUUUUAGGGUCAGGCUUGAUUUCAAGCGAGGUACAAGUACAUUCGUAUAGUUAUUUGAAGCAUGGUUAGAAUGCAUGAAUGGACGGGCACCCCACGCCAUCAUAACAGACCAAGACAGGGCAAUGAAGAAUGUCAUCGUCAUUGUAUUCUCGAACACAAGGCAUCGAUAUUGUCUCUGGCAUAUAAUGCGGAAACUUCCUGAAAAAUUGGGAUCCCACUAAGCAUACCAUGGGUUGAAGACUGCCAUUCAGAAUGCAGUCUACGAUACACAGAGUUGCCAAGAAUUUGAUGAGAAGUGGGGACAGCUAAUGCAUAACUAUGCUCUUACUGAUAAUGCAUGGUUGCAGGGGUUGUACACCGAGAGAUCAUAUUGGGUACCAGUUUAUUUGCAAUGUGUAUUUUGGGCUGGUAUGAGUACUACCCAACGGUCUGAAAGUAUGAACGCCUUCUUCGACGGAUUCGUGCAUUCCGGUACGACAUUAAAAGAAUUUGUCGAUAAAGAGGUCCAAGCAGAGGUUAUAGGGAUGCUUUUAUGUAACUUUUCACUUGUCAGCACAUAAGGUAGCAUUUCUACCUUCGAUGUUUUUGAAGAAAUUUCCACCCCCGAUGGCCAGUCCAAAAUUAUGAAGUACAUAGUUUAUUUGAAUGAAGAGGAAUUGGAAGUUAAAUGCACUUGCGCCCUCUUUGAGAUGAGGGGGAUUAUUUGUAGGCAUUCAUUUAAAGUAUGUCAGAUGAAGUAUAUUCAUGCUUUGCCAGAUAAAUAUUUGUUGAAUCGAUGGCGGAAAGAUACAAAGAGAAGAUACAUACUGGUUAAGAGUAGCUACGAUGAUUGUCGGGUCAAUCCGAAUGCACGUCGGUAUGAGGAAGUUGUUAAAAGAUGUAUAAGAUUGGCCAUAUGUGUAUCUCGAAAUGAAGAGCAUGUAAAUGCAUUCUUUCAAUUUUUGGAUGACUUUGAGCUGAAGUUGGUAGGAGUAGAGCCUGUCACUUGUUCAACAAAGGUGAAAGAGAAUGUGGACGCUAAUAGGGGUAAUAAAAUAUUAAGUCCACACGUUGUUCGGGGGAAAGGGAGGCCGCCAACGCGAAGAAAGGUCCCGAUGGUUGAGAAGGCUGUUGGGAAGAGAAAGAAGAAACAGAUCAAGAGGAAAAAAUUUUACAACGAACCACAAAAUCACAACUAUCUGGUGUCAGAAGUUGGUCAUAAUGUUGACGAUGUUGUUAUCCCAACCCAGUAUAGUAAUUUAACACAAGAAACGCCACUAGCAAAUGACGAGGCUAUGCCAAGCUUGCCCCAUGAUACUUAGAAUUGGAUACUGUAUGUGUAUCUUGGAUAUCUUAGCAUUUUGUGUCAUCUGAGGUGGAAGAUACAGCUUGGACAUUUGAUUUGAGCAACUAUGGUAAGCAUGUUUGAAAUCUAGUAGAUGUUUUUUAAUUUUAUGCAAUACAAAGAUAUAUCACAUAGCAUCCAAUUUUUAUCGGGUUUAUGUUUUACUAGGUUUGCUUUAUUUUAAUUUCCUCAAAUAGCGUGUAUAUAUAUAUAAUCUAACUAGCACAUCUGAGAACACGCUUGAUGUUGGUAACCAUAAUUUUCGCUCUUUAACAUAUCUGUGGUUGUGCACAUGCAGUUUUUAUGGGGGGAGAGAAUGAUGAUGAUCAUCAUCUUGGUCUACUACCAUUGAAAUGUGGGGAGUGUAGCGAAUAUUAUCUCGGCGUCCGACCCAUACGGAGUGAAACAUAACAUACCAUUGAUAUGUUAUAUAUUUUAUUUAUGGGAUUUAGAAGCUUCACUUCUGAACCAUUGUGCUUUCUAAUUAAUAUGUUAUGAAUGAUUUCUAUUUUCUCAAGUUUAUUAUAUAUGUGGCGGAACACCAGUAAUUUUUUAUAUUUUCAUUUAAUAUCUUGCAGGUACUAUUUGCAGAUGAUAGGAGGUGAUUUUUUAUCCCACUCAACUCCGUGGAAUGUGUAUGUAUUUUGCCAAUAUUUUGGAGGCUAUGGCAUAGGAGUUGAAAUUUAACUAACUUUUGUAGAGGAAGUUGAAAGGAGAAAGUAUUUUGUGCAGGAAUUUGUUAAUGAAAAUGUGAAUUGUGUAUUUGUAAAUGUUGAUUGUAUAUGAAGUGGAGCAAUUGAAUGCAGUAGGUAGUGCAGAAA